CCCGGUGGGCCGUGUGGCAGCAGAGGCGCCAUGGGCGGAGCGCGUGUGCGGGCCCGGGAGCGGCGGCAGCGGCCGGAGCCCGGUGAGGCGGCGGCGGAGCUCGGAGGCGGCCCCAGCGCAGAACCCAGGGAGGCAUGCACUCCAUCCAGUAGGGACACAGGAAGAGGAGGAGGAUCAGGAAGAGGAGGCAGCACAAGGUUCCACCCCUCCCUGGAUCUGCAGCCUCCCCCCAGCCCCAGGAGCGUUGCUCCCCCACAUGCAGCAGGAUUUUUCAUUCCCAAGGAGUGUCCUGAUGGAGGAGGAGGAAAAGCCCCAGAGAUCCCGCCCGAGGAGGGGCUGCAAACCCAGCACAGGGAGCUGUGAGGAGGAAAGACCCCCCCUGUGCCAGGAGGGCGGCCGGAGAUGCAGGCAGAGCUCAGAGCUGGGGGAGAAGCCUGAUGGAGGGGAGAAGCCCCACAAGUGCCUGGAAUGUGGGAAGGGUUUCAGAUACAGGUUCAAGCUGACCCAGCACCAGGUGAUCCACAGUGGGGAACGGCCCUACAAGUGUGGGGAGUGUGGGAUGAGCUUCAACAACAACUUCAACCUGGUCCGGCACAAGAGGAUCCACACUGGGGAGAAGCCCUAUGAGUGUGGGGAGUGUGGGAAGAGCUUUAGGCACAGCUCCAAACUGGUCGAGCACCAGAGGAUCCACACUGGGGAACGGCCCUACGAGUGUGGGGAAUGUGGGAAGAGCUUCCGGUACAGCUCCAACCUGACCCUGCACAAGAGGAUCCACAAUGGGGAAAAGCUCUACAAGUGUGGGGAGUGUGGGAAGAGCUUCAGAGACAGCUCCAGUCUGCUCCAACACCAGGUGGUCCACACUGGGGAAAAGGACUACACCUGCUUGGAAUGUGGGAAGAGCUUUGGAUUGAACUCAGGUCUGAGAAAUCACCAGCGCACCCACACUGGGGAGAGGCCCUACGAGUGUCCUCAGUGUGGGAAAAGGUUUGUAACGAGCUCUUAUCUCCUCCUACAUCAGCGGAUUCACACAGAGGAGAGGCCCUUCCGCUGCCCUGACUGCGGGAAGGGCUUCAAGCGCAACUCCAACCUCACUGUCCACCGGCGCAUCCACACCGGGGAGAGGCCCUACGAGUGUCCUGAGUGUGGGAAGAGCUUCUCACACAGCUCUGAUUUGACCAAACACCAAGUUAUACACACCAGGGAGAAGCCCCACAAGUGCCUGGAAUGUGGGAAGGGCUUCAGCUACAGCUCUGAACUGAUCCGGCACCAGGUGAUCCACAGUGGGGAACGGCCCUACGAGUGUGGGGAGUGUGGGAAGAGCUUCAGCCAGAGCUCCGGCCUGGUCCAGCACAAGAGGAUCCACACUGGGGAAAAACCCUAUAAGUGUGGGGAGUGUGGGAAGAGCUUCAGCCACAGCUCCGGCCUGGUCCAGCACAAGAAGAUCCACAGUGGGAAAAAGCCCUACAAGUGUGGAGAGUGUGGGAUGAGCUUCCGGUACAGGUUCAGCCUGAUCCAGCACAAGAGGAUCCACACUGGGGAACGGCCUUAUGAGUGUGGGCAGUGUGGGAAGAGCUUCAGGCAGAGCUCUUUACUGGUGCAGCACCAGGUGAUCCACACUGGGGAAGGGCCCUACACCUGCUUGGAAUGUGGGAAGAGCUUUGCAUGGAGCUCUGGCCUGAGAAAACACCAGCGCUCCCACACUGGGGAGAGGCCCUACGAGUGUCCCCAGUGUGGGAAGAGGUUUAAGACCAGCUCCCAUCUCCUCGUACACCAGCGGAUUCACACAGAGGAGAGGCCCUUCCGCUGCCCCGACUGCGGGAAGGGCUUCAAGCACAACUCCACCCUCACUGCCCAUCGGCGCAUCCGCACCAGGGAGAGGCCCUACAAGUGUCCCCAGUGUGGAAAGAGGUUUCAGACCAGCUCUGUUCUCCUGGUACAUCAGCAAAUUCACACAGACGAGAGGCCCUUCCGCUGCCCCGACUGCGGGAAGGGCUUCAAGUUUAACUCCAACCUCACUGUCCACCGGCGUAUCCACACCGGGGAGAGGCCCUACGAGUGUCCUGAGUGUGAGAAGAGCUUCUCACAGAGCUCAGCCUUGACCCGACACCAACGGAGGCACCAUAAGGGAAGCCCUGUGAGUGCCCCGAGAGAGGGAAGAGCUCCGUGUGCUGCUCCAGCUCCAUCCCCCAUGGGAGGAUCGGCGUUGGAUGAUCCCCAGUGACCCCCGUUGGGCAGAGCCCUGGUGAUCCGUGGGCCUGGUGGUCCCUGUUGGGAAGACACCUGGCUGGGAUGCUCCACAUCUUCCUGUCUCCCGUGGGCACCUGGAUGAAUGCAGGGGCAGGAACAUCCAUGGGGACACAGACCAACACUGGGAUUCCUUGGGGAGAGUGGAUUUGUUCACUUUCAACCCCAGAAAAUCUUAAGGGUUCAAUGGUAUGUCCUGGUGGUAUCAAGAAAUACUGGAUGGUUUUGGAGGUCUUUUCCAGCCUCAGGGAUUUCACGAUUUUGAUUUCUUAUUGCCCAAGGGUGUGUUCCACAGCCAAAUGGUGAUGGACUUCAGGAAAGAACAAUAUAUUUGAGACAGUGGGGUACAAACCCCACCAAUAAAGAGUCUUCUGUCCCACCCAAGCACGUGGAACCUCAGCCAGCAUGGACACAGAAAUCCUUUUCUUUUGGCCUUGAUUUGCUUUUCAUGAUUUUAAAAUAUCCACCAGUGGGGAAAAAUAAAGACCUUGAGCUAAUGCAUGGGUGGGGACAUGGGUGGACAUACACCUGAUGGGACAUGGACACAAAGAAUGACAUGGGGACACAUGGACAUGGAGGGGACGUCGCCAUUCAUGGGGACACGAGGGGACACAGGAGAUGGAGACAUGGGGGACAAUGACAGGGAUGGAAACGUGGUGGGGAGACAGCCAUGGGUGAGGACAUGGUGGGACAUGGCCAGUGACAUGUGGGGACAUGGCCAUGGCCGGUGCCAUGGGGGGAACUUGCAGGGGCUGUGGGGGAUGCUGGGUUUGAGGGAGUUGAGGGUUCCUGGCAGGGACUUGGGCCUUGCUGAGGGCUUUGGGGACCACAGGCCCAGCGGCUCCGGCUGCGCUGGGAGACCCUGGCGGAGGUUGUGGGGCAGCUGCUCAAGGACCCCCUGACCUGGAGCCCCCUCUGGGCAUUGGGGUCCUGGAUGGGAAUGAAUGUCCUUGUCCCCAGGAGGGAAAUCCCAGCAGCCCCAGGGUGUUGGGGGCAGCUGAGAGGCCCCAGCAGGGAGGGGAAAGCCAGACAGAGCUGUCCCUCUCCAAAACUGCACCCCAAAAAUCCCCAAAUUUAGGUAGUCCUCCCAGAAAAUAGAUGCCAGGAGGUGCCUGCAUUAAAUAGAAGGGGGGAUGAGACCCCCCAGAUUCCAUUGGAAGGCGUCCCACUCCUUUCUAAUCCCCGGGAUAGAGCCAUGGUAGUUUGGGCUGGAGCAGCGCUGGACUCUUGGCCCAGCCUGGGCACGCCCCAUGAGCCCCCUUCUCAAAUUUCCUUGGCAGCUUAGAGGGGUUCCAGUGCCUUUUGGGGUUUGCUGAGUGCCAUGUCUGGGUUCAGGUGUCUCCCAAGGAGUCCCCAUUAUGGGGUGACACGGCAGUGGCAUGAAAGGGUCCCCAUUCUAAUCCAUCCUGGGCCCUCUUUUGCCCCCCCCCCCGACCAAUCACAGUCCCUUUCUGACCCAUCCCUUCCAUCCCUUCCCCCACAGCUCCGCAGUUCCUGAUCCAUCCCUUCCAUCCCUUCCCCCACAGCUCCGCAGUUCCUGAUCCAUCCCUUCCAUCCCUUCCCCUCUCGGACAAAGCCGCCAUCCCCGCCUGCUCCCCGAGCCCGCCCCACAGCGCCCCCUGCAGCCGCGGGGGGAUCAUCGCCCCUGCCCCGCCCACCGGGAGCCACCAGCGCCCCUGCCGGCCGUGCCCGGAACUGCACCAAAGGGGAAAGGGCCGCGCUCAGGGAAGUGUUCCUGGCUUCUGCUUCUGGUUGUUAUUGAUGCUGGGCUUGGGGUUGUUUGUUUGCCUGGUUAUACAAACCAGUAAAGAACUGCUAUUCCUAUCCCCACUCCUCUGCCUGAGAUCCCCUUAAUUUCAAAAUUAUAAUAAUUGGGAGGGAGCGGGUUUUUAUUUUCCAUUCCAACGAGGGCCCUGCCCUCCCUAGCACACACCUGUCUUUCAGAUAAACAUAAUGCCAUUCUCUGAAUUAGUUAUCAUAUAAAUGUUAGUUAGUAUAUUUGUAAUAUAAAAGCAUUUUAGCAUUGCGCAGUCUCUGUUUUAAUUUUCGCUAAGGUCUAUGAUAUGACAUUGAUUUAUUACACUACCAUUUCUGUAAGCUACACAGUGCACACAUCAACUGAUAGAUUAUCUUAUACCAAAAAGCAUCUGAAAGGAAUUAUAAAUUGUACCGUAUCAAAAUCAUUUUGAUCAAUAAAAGUGUGCAAAAGCUGA
Prinia subflava (tawny-flanked prinia) is the source of this 4457-nucleotide messenger RNA. RefSeq names its product zinc finger protein 239-like. The transcript has 5 exons. NCBI's taxonomy places the organism in Eukaryota, Metazoa, Chordata, Aves, Passeriformes, Cisticolidae. Gene Ontology annotation, biological process: regulation of transcription by RNA polymerase II. Gene Ontology annotation, molecular function: DNA-binding transcription factor activity, RNA polymerase II-specific; RNA polymerase II cis-regulatory region sequence-specific DNA binding. The record is from RefSeq and is a predicted model, not a curated record. The coding region runs from base 257 to 2221 and encodes 654 amino acids. Gene Ontology annotation, cellular component: nucleus.